Messenger RNA from Wyeomyia smithii (pitcher-plant mosquito), 3197 nucleotides. RefSeq names its product forkhead box protein J3. The record is from RefSeq and is a predicted model, not a curated record. NCBI's taxonomy places the organism in Eukaryota, Metazoa, Arthropoda, Insecta, Diptera, Culicidae. Gene Ontology annotation, molecular function: RNA polymerase II cis-regulatory region sequence-specific DNA binding; DNA-binding transcription factor activity, RNA polymerase II-specific. The transcript is spliced from 5 exons. Gene Ontology annotation, biological process: regulation of transcription by RNA polymerase II. Bases 766 to 2292 code for a protein of 508 amino acids.
GUCAACGCCGUCGUCGUCGUCGUCGGAGGGUCCUUAGCAAAGUCCCGUACGGUCAUGAGCGAGCCUUUUUUCUCUCCAACAAGGUGCAUUUGACACAUUGUCGGUGUAGAGAUAGCCUGCACGGAUGCCGUCCUGCGCCGUCUCCUGGCAGAGACCUGCGACCGCGAGAAAUCAGAGAGAACGAGCCUUUGUCCAGUGCAAGUGUCCGGUGACGCGUCGCCGCGUCCUGAAAACCCUGGCUCUCUUCAACGAACGAAAACGACGAACAAAAGAUGGCCACCUCAGCGCUGGUCGAAUGGUGAAAAUUUUGUGCAUUUUUCAAGAAAUUUUGAACUUAUGUUAGCAGUAAUACCCCAAAAGGUACCCGUGAAGCUCACUUUAACGGAAUAUUUCAAAAUUGUGUGCUCAAUCCGAAGAAUUUGAUCAGAAAAGAAGCAAAUUAGGCAUCUGCAAUAACGAAAAUUCAAGUGCUCAGUGUAAAACGUUGUUUAAUGCGUUGCAUUUAUUUUAUAAGAAAAAUUAACAACUUCAGAAGACUGUGAUGAAUUUUCAAAGUGCUCAAAAAUUAAUAAUUGCGAAGGAGCUUCUGUGAGGAAUUCAGUGACGCGCAAUAGGAAUUUCCAGCGCUUGGAAUAGAAACGGAUAAACGAAGUGCCGUAAUCGACGCCAUAUCCCCCUUACUGAGACCCAUUUUUUUCGAUUGUUGACUGACUUUAGAGUCCAACAAAGUACGGAACGGAUUCAGAACACUCAACCGAUCGCAGGAUGACGCAAUUGGAAGAUGAUGUCCUGUUAAACAAUUUGCUCAAGUUUCCCGGGACGAUCAUUAUCUAUAACAAUGACCUGAAUACCUACAAUUAUGUCCUGAAUGGUCACAAUUCCAUUCCGCUAGCCACCACAGGCAGUACGGCUCUAGCAGACGAAUCAUUCGACCUAAAUGGCACGGUUUCGAUCAAUGUGGAAACCGUUCCUCCGGAGCUGCCACUUGGAUCGCCAACUACAUCGACAUCAAAUGAAUCCGUCCAGAACAGUCAGGAGGACACCUGCAGUGCCAUCAGUAGCAACAGCAGCGAACACCUAACCGAAUCAGUGGCGAACACCUCCGGUAGCAUUCACGAGGCGGACUAUGAGGUAGAUGAAAUGGAGGCCGAAGAUGAUUCCGAACCAGAGCUCACAAAUCUGUCCUGGCUGACGGAGCUUAAAAAUAUUACCAAUCUAACGCCCUCGGAUAUACCCCUGACGGAUCUUCCGACUGCUCGCUUUAACAAGUUUAUCGCGCAGGUUCGAAGAAGUCGGGAGUCCUACGACAAGCGAAAGGAACAAUACACAUCCCUGCUAAACUCGGAAGAAAAACCUCCGUUCAACUACGCCCAAAUUAUCGCUAUGGCAAUGCUGGACGAGGGUCGGAUGACAUUAAAACAAAUCUGCAAGUGGAUUCAGGAGAAAUUCUCCUACUACAAAGUUCAUAAAAAUUGGAAUAAUUCCAUACGACACAACUUAUCAUUGAGCUUCUACUUCACCAAAGUAUCUCGAGCCAAAGAUGAGAAAGGUAAGGGAGGGUAUUGGGAGCUUUCAAUGGACGUGGCCAAAAGCGAGAAAAAGCGAAUACGUGUGAGGCAACGCAAUCGGGGAAAAGGGUCUGGUCCGUCCAGCCGUAGCCGUAAUCGGUUCCGCCGGGAUAACACCAAUAAUAACAACAACAGUGAAUCGACAGUCAACAAUAACCUAGCUCCGGAAGAAGAUGAUUCAUCAUCGAAGCUCCACGAUGGAAACAACAACCAUUGCAGUCCACAAAUAGGCCACACAAUUACCAGUGCCGAAAUGACGACCGUGGAAGAUGAUACAAUGCAAAAUGUAAACUGCAUCAAUACCGCCGUAAGUGAUGUUGUGAGUCCCACGGAAAAUCAACCAUCUAAUUCAAACGAAACACCAUCGAUCGAAAUCCUCGAGCAACAACUGAUCAAAACUAGCGCUCUGGUGGAAAACUGUACCAUCAACUUCGACUCAAUCAUCAAUGCUGAAACGGGCAACGGGAUUUUUACGAAUUUAAACGUAGAUGAGAUCUUCUCGGGUAGUGAAAUUCCACAACCUGCUAACGACGACAUCAUUGUACCAUUUUUCGGCACCAGUGCCCAGCAGGCCGCCCAAACUGGUCCGAACGUGAUCGUCGAAACCAUUCCCUAUUUCCUGCCCGAUAUGGGCAACUUUGACGAGCAGGAUUUUGGCAACCUGAUCAACAUCAACGAACAGGAAAUAAGCGACGAAUUUCUCAACGAGCAUGGAUUUUUGUAAGCUGUUCUUGAGUCGUGUUUUUUUUCUCGAUAAUACUCCGUAAAAGUCCAAUAACUACUAUACCGUACUGUUGGUGCCUUUCUCAACCAGUGUUUAUUCCGUCCGAUUAGAACCAUACAGGAGCGUUGGUUAAAAGAAGUGUCUAGUCCAUAGCGAAAUAGGAACUACAAGUAGUAAGGAUAGCUAUAAGAACAUAAGCCAUAGUAACAUAUCUUGUAUCUGGAGAAGAGAGUGAUUACACUGUACGAUAAAAAAGCUCAUAAAUCAAAAGUUUUUUAGAAAGAUGCGAAGUUCUCGUUCAUCAAACGUGUUGUAUUUGGAAAAAUAAAUGGUGGACUAACAUUGUAGCUCAAAAAUGUACUAAUACAUUGAUCGUCAAUCAUACAUUAACUCCUUACAGGUUACGAGUACGAUACAAAAAUUCCAUGUUUUUAUCGUACAGUGUAAGUGAAACUGUGAGGAAGAACUAGAAGUCUGAGGAGCAAAAAAAAACAUUUUUUUCUAAACUGUUACAUUAGUAUUCGUAGAGUUAACUGGUCAAAUGCCUUCAAAAUGCCUAGUGAUAUCAAAACCGGCACAAAUAAAUUAUCCCUGCACAAAAUCCUAACUGAAAACACUUGUUUUAUUGUAUUAGUUUAAAUCUAUGUGUACUGCAGUUUAAGCUAGCUCGAUUAAUACUAACUGACGCACGAGGUUUCGAAAGUGUUCUGAACGAACGAACGCAUUACAUCAUUGACAAAAAACUUUUAUUGACACAUAUACGCCCUUUUGAAAAUUCACAAUUGGGGUCGAAACACCUGUGGGAAAGUCGUGUGCCUUCUUGUCGAAAACAAAUACUAUGUAAUCAAAAUUAAACAUGUUCAACAAUUCAACAAUAUCAGGUCAGUUUCCCGUAGAGUUGUACU